Molecule: messenger RNA, 3433 nt
Organism: Truncatella angustata
Lineage: Eukaryota; Fungi; Ascomycota; Sordariomycetes; Amphisphaeriales; Sporocadaceae
Exons: 3
Coding region: 186-3104 (972 amino acids)
Source: RefSeq, a predicted model, not a curated record
AGCACGAAACCGUUGUGUGGAGACAACGUCACCAGCUAAAAGGUGGUUGAGACCAAGGAUCAUCCAUCGAAACCCACACGAGUCGUGGGCUUAGCGAGGGGAGGCUUGCGCAGCCCUCUAUUUCUCGAACUUUGUUACUUGUAAGUUCAAGAACUCAGGUCAGGGGUUCAUUGCAACAAGCAAAGAUGGCUUCAAACUCGAGCUUCAACCGAAAAGCAUCGCAAACGGAUUCACCCGUCAAAGAGAAGCACUCAACCAUGUCCGAAUGGGAGGCUCAACUCCGAAGUAGAUUCGAAUCGCCCAGUACCGAUAAACUAACACUGGGAGGAUCUUUGGGCUCGGAAGAGCAGAGCGGGCACAAGAAGAAGUCCUCCCAGGACAAUGUAAAGACGGGUAAGUUGAGGAAGGCCCAGGCUCCACCGCCUCUCCCGAAAGUGCCAGCACCACCAGUGCCUUCCAAUGCGUCUGAGAGACCUAUCACCCCUAGUGAUCCAGGGUUCUACUUCACGGAGACGAGACCAUCUCCGAAGUUGGCAGAACCCCCGCUGUCUCCGAGACGCAGAAGUAACUCUUUACAUCAUGGGCCGACCUCUCCACCCGCGCAGGCCACUGCUCUGGCGCCUUCGCCCACAGAGCUGCGGCAGAGAAGUUCCUCCGCACAACCACCUAACGGCAGACUGGAACCAGGCACUCCCGUUCGACCAACACCCGUAGCAACCGCCGUCGAUUCACGGCCAGGAUCGAGCAAUGGCAGCCAGAGUCCCACUCGGGAAGUCGAAAAGCGUGGUAGACUUCGACGAUCUUGGUUUCCAGGAACGAGGUCUCGCUCCAACUCUACGGAUGUGAGAGGCGGACAAGGCUCAGGAGCUUGGACAUUGGGUCAAACGAAGGCAGACUACAACACAUCUUUUCUCGAGAAGGGAGAACGCGUACCCGAGCUCUGGAAUGAAAGUGGCAACGUCUUGGUCUACUUGCAUCCGAAGGCUAGUGGGAAGGGGCCUUCUUUUAAGGUUAUGCAGUUCGUUACCGACUAUUCGCUCAAUUUCCAAGACCUAGUUGAAGCCGAAGCCAAUUCAUCGCCGGGUGCUGGGCGGCCGCGCAGCACAAGCUUCACAGGUCGUAACAGCCUGUCGACAACCGACGCUGAACGACGAGACGAGGAACCACCAUCACCUCCGGAGAGUGAGACCCUCGGCGAAUCAAAGCUGUACUUGGCCAGUAUUCUGGAAGGACAACUGCAGCCUGGCAAUGGCCCGCAACCAGACUUGGAUCGCUUGCUUGCGAUUCGUAACAUGUUCGCCCUUUUGACGGGACAGCCUUUGGUUGGGAACAAGGAACAGCCGACCAUAUUCGCAGUUCUCAUGAAGGUUGCCGGUCUACUGGCAGAGUUCGAGUUCACUAGUGUAGACGGCACUACUUUUGGAGACUCAGUGGAUAUGAGCUUCGGAUUCUUCAUGGAAGGUUUGGCUGUAGCCGAUGUGCGAAAUUCCAGAGAGAAGACACUGGAGGCACUCAUUCUUGGCGAACGCAUGAAAUCAUGGGACCUUUACAACGAAGCCUUUUCUCACGCCGUAGGAAAGUACCCUGCCUUGCGCGACUUGAGCUCUCCUCUUUGGGAACAGGUAUCAGCACCUACACGGCAAAGACUAGAGCGCGGACACCUAGAGCUCCUAAAUCGUCAGAACAAUGUCAACAAUCGCCUUGAAAACUUUGAGUUUCCAGCACUGUUUUCCGGCAUAGCCAGCUCGGCGACACAGUACAAGACCGUGAAGUUUGGCAGAUGGAGGUCUUCCUUCAAUCGAAUGCGGUCAUUCGUCCUCGGUUAUUACAAAUCCAGUUUUGGUAGCUGGCCGCCGAAAGCACGAAGCAAGAAGAACCCAUUUACAGAGAGCGGGUUAAACCGACAAGUCCUGAAGAUCUUGUACUCUGAUCUCUGCGCAUUGUACGACCUUAUUGUCGACCGGCACUCUUUAACACCGCGGUCAAUGGACUCGGACCAGAUGGAGGAGGACGAGAAUGACCCAAUGUCGGCAUUGCGCAGGAUCCUCACUGAAUUUGAUCUUUCUUCGCCCCCUGUCCUACCCCCUAUACCAUAUGACGUGCCCACAUUACCGGAUUUCAAAUCGGUUCAAGAGAACUAUCACGAUCUACCAGCCAAGGAGCAGAGAAAAUUGGAUAGCAACUACAAGGAGCAUGAGUUCCUCUUGAUUCUCAGCAAAUCGUACGACUUUGAGACUUUGAGGCUCAAGCUUCCUUUCAUCGAACAUUUCAAGGAUUUCGAGGAGAAAGAAGCCAAGGGCAAGCCCAUCAGCGAAAUUGCGGAUCAGCGAAUCGGAUACUGGAUUUUCCUCUACGUUGUUAUUCAGUCUUUGCCGAUGUUGGUGGUCGACGCUCCGGGACUCCAUUUCACUGAGGGCGUGGAGUAUUUCCUGUGUCAACCGCCACGGGGUCAGCCGCCGUGGAUGGGCGAUGAUGCAGAACCGCGCAAGAGGUGGUACGAGGUCUCGGGCGGUGCAGGUUACGUUGAGUUGAGUGAGGAUACCGUCGAGUUUUCUAUCGAGGGUAUAUACCACAGGAGCCAUUGCUGGGUUGCUGCGAAACAGUGGGAGGCCGGCAUGGCAGGCCCUAUGGCGGAGCCCUUGGAGCUACCUCCACUAGAAGCACCACAGUCUGUCUUUACUGAUAAUGACCCGGGCGUCUCUAUGAUCGAGCGAAGUGAGUCGCCCACAACCCUAGCACCGGGGGUUGCGUUAAGGCCCAGGGGCUCAUCCCCUGCUGGCAGACCGGGCUACCGGUCAAGCGUCGCUCUUGGACUCGAGCCAGUGUCCAUGCCCGGUGAAGACACGCGGCGCGGAAGCGUGCGUACGUCGCGUGUCUUCAGUGGGCGGGACGGCUCUGUUGGCCCCCGGCCAGUAAGUGCCAUGAUGGCACGAAGUAGAUCCUCCGGCAAUAUCCAUGGCGUGGGGCCCGCACCCGGCUUUGCCAGUCCAGAUUCAGGAACAAGCUCUCGGCAGGACUCCCUGCAAGCCGGUACUAGCACUUUUGACGAUAUCCUCAAGGACGUUGAAAGUAAGCCAAAAAAGAAGAAGGGUUUCUUCGGUUGAAUCUUGUUCUACGAGAUGACAUGAUCACGAGACUUGACGCAUAAAGAACAGAAAAGCGAAAAUACGGUAGAAGAGUCGGUUGAUUGGGGUUCUAUCCUUUCCCUUUUCCAUUUUCCACAUCUGCUUUUGUUUCAUUUUAUACAUAUAUUCUGGUUUGAAUGUAUGAUUACCAUAGCAUUGUAGUACCGUGUGGGAACACCGACAUGGCACUUUUGUGUAGCAAGCAAGUUUGCAUAUAGAUGCGUAGCAUGGCAGAGUCUGACGGCUGUUGCUUGAAAUUAAUGUCUUUUUUCCAAAGGUCGAAUCUGAACUGACUGUGACAAUGAUGU